Messenger RNA from Megalobrama amblycephala (Wuchang bream), 3093 nucleotides. It is a transcript of the gene cdca2, whose product is annotated as cell division cycle associated 2. The coding region runs from base 252 to 2753 and encodes 833 amino acids. The record is from RefSeq and is a predicted model, not a curated record. Gene Ontology annotation, biological process: regulation of mitotic nuclear division; regulation of chromosome segregation. Gene Ontology annotation, cellular component: nucleus; chromosome. Lineage: Eukaryota; Metazoa; Chordata; Actinopteri; Cypriniformes; Xenocyprididae. The transcript is spliced from 13 exons.
CUGAUUCAUAUGAACAGGGGCUUGUUGCCAGAUGCGUUAGAACUAGUAGUGCUCUCUCGUGUUCAGAAAAUACACAUACCAAUACAAUUUUAAAAUUUAGUAAUAUUUAUAUACAAAUGUAUCGUAGACUAGUGGCUGUAAAAAGUCGUUUAUUUUAAGUAUUAUCCAGGUGCUUUCGAGUUCCUUCACAGCGGAAGAAUAUUUGCGCCGUUUUAACGUGCGAUCUCAUAUCUUAUGUACUGGACUCAAGCAUGGAGGAUACUGAAGCCAUGGACAGCAGACCACCACUGGCAGCCCUCUCUCCCUCUCGGCAGAACACUGAAGCUGCUGGAAAUGUGGAUUUCUCCAAACUCAGUCCUUCACAGUUUGGCAUUUCAACAGACAGCUUCUUAUCGUCAUCUAAGAUUAAAGAUAAGUCCAGGGUGGCUCAACUGAAGGCGAGGAGGAGAUCCACGAUUGGGGUCCGGGGAUCUCCAGAAACAAACUCUCUCAUCUGCUUCAGAGCCAGACAAGCUGCAAAAACACCUCCGCGAACACCACAGCUUUUGCAGGGGAGUCCGUUUCUUUCACGCUGUGACUCUCUGAAGAAGAAGAUGGCUGCUUUCCAGUGUCUGAUGGAGGAGGACGACGAAGAGGAUGAACAGAAGAAAAAUGAGGAGAAUGAGAGUGCGAAAAGUACCUUGGCUAAAGAUUCUGAGAACGGAAAGCUGUCUAUGCAAAGUCCAUUCACUUCCAUGACACCGCCUCCCUCUAAGAAACGCUGCUGGGCCCCACCGGGGGAGUGUAAAGACAAGAUUACGAAGACGCCACUCCCCUACCCCACUUUCACAACGCAACAGGAGCAAGGGGUGAAAUGCUCUGAGUCUCAAACCCAGAGGCCUCUAUCAGGUGUGGAUUCAGAUGCAAAGAAUGAGCUUUUGUCUUUACCCAUGCUGUCAAAACCAGAUGUUAAGCCAGCAGAUGAAAACAUGGGCUCCGCUAUACACAAAAAGAAGCGUGUUCGUUUUGGGGCACCGCUUUCUCCAGAGUUCUUCGACAAAACCCUCCCUCCCAGUACCCCGCUGCAGAAAGGAGGCACCCCAAUGUGUCUUCCAUCAUCUACGGGACCUAAACGCUCUCUGCUGAAGACCCCUCAACGAUGUGAGGCCCCUCUACCCCAACCUGACUUCAACAGUCCCCAAAACAAUGGAGCCUCUCCUGUCCUGGUUAUUGACAGACACAGUUCUGGCCUGUUGUACAGUGAUGAAGUAUUUGAAGAGAUCAAAAAGAUCAGUUUUCCCAGUAUGGAGGAAGAGUCUCCCUCACACAAGCCUUCAGAGAACUGCAAAGUUGUAGAUGCACUCUCUGCUGAGGACCCAGGGCAGCCCCAGGCUGAAGAUGCUGAAGUUAUGAACGCUGCUUUUCAAGAGGAAGAGGAUGAACCAUCCAAUUCACAGACAGAGGAAAAACUGCCAUAUCCCACUGGUGAUCAGCCACUGGCUCUCUCCAUAGUGGUUGACCAGGAUUCAGAGUCUUCAUCCAACUCCAGCACUGAACCAGCUCGCUCUCGCUGUAGGAAAAGAAAGCAACCAGGGGAGAGUGAGCCUGAGAAAAGGAGAAGCUCGCGUACAGCUGCAGCUUCUGCUUCUGGAAAGAUGAAGAAGACGCCAGGAGUAAAAAGACGAUUUGGCAAUAAGGAGGUUGAUCGUUCUCUGUACGGGAAAAGAGACUAUGCUUCAAAAAACCCUCUGCUCAGCCCCAUAUUUGAGAUGAUGUCUACCAGUCUUAACAACACACCAACGCAAACACAAUCAGGAAAACUAACAGAUGGAGAGCAAGACAGCAAUCAGACACCCAACGUUCCCCAUAGCAAGACCGUUUGUCCCAUGGUAAUUCUGGGUACUUCCUGCACACGGACAAAUGAGAACGAGCAAGCAUUGUGCUCCACUGUGACAAACACCACUGACAACCAAUCGGAUAUGAACUCGACUUGUUUGGAACCCUCAGUCGGCACGCGGCGUCCAGCGGGAAGAAUAAGCUCAGGGACAAAGACUUCCAAGGCCAAACUUGACUCAGGGCGGCCUGAGCGCCAACGUCGUAGCUCAGGCGGAGCCAAGAGAAAGGAGCUUGGCAAUAUAGCUAUUAACUUUACUACUACUGAAUCAGAUUGUGAAACUGGGGAACAGGAUACUGAGAGCCAAAAGCCAACUGAAUCUGCAGGUUUGAGCCCAAUGUACCAAGACAGUUCUGAUAGGCCAGUGCAUGAAGCUGAAUGCUCUGAAAACAAGAAAAUUGAGGUUUUAAACAGCUGUGUGGUACAAAAUGAAAACUCAGUGACCACUGAGAGGUUAGAGCAAAAGACACCAGGUAAUAAAAGACGUGGACGUGUCCAAAAGGCUCUGAAAAGUCCUUGUGUAAAGAUCGAUGUUGUGGUAGAGGAAGUAGAUGAGAGUGGUCAAUCGGAGCGAAAUACUGUUGAUGCAUCAGAGAGCAACACUGCACCCACAGAGCCUAGUUUGGCCCCCUGGCAGAAGCCUGACUUCAACAUCGACGACAUCUUGAAACCUGUGGCGAAGAGUCGAGGUUCUGUGCGACGCAGCCUGAGGAAUCGGAGGAGUGUGGACCUGCAGGCUGUGGGCCUGACCUGGGUAGACCACACCUCCCCGGAGCUGAGUAAAGCGGGUCGGAGAAGGACGCGUGGAAGACUCAGCGGUGUAUCUGAACCACUCGUCUUUCAGGCCUCUGAGGAACUGACACCAAACUUGGGAGAGUAACUGACUUUAAUUGUUUGUGUCAGUUAGCGGUUUAAUUACUGUCAAAUGAACAUUUAUAAAAUGUUACUCUUCUCUUAUAUGUAUUGUUUUAAAUUUAUUGGGUUUUUUAGUGAAAAUUGCCUCUUGUUAAGAAGAUUGUAUAAUUGUUAGAUUACUUCUGCUUCUUAAAUCUUCACUUAGAGAUGAAUGAUCCUGUUUGAAUGUGAUUUUACAAUGGUAAUCAUUUUGUUUUACAUAAAUGGCAAUCCCAGUUUGCUUGUUUUUUUUUUUUUUUUCUUUUACUGUAAAAUUGCCUGCUUCACAAUUCAGUAGUACAAUACAAUAUUUGCAUCCAAACCUU